AUGUUGUGUAUCACCCUUGAGCUUGCAACUUGCCGACCCGGUAGAGAUUCUGGUGAGGAUGAUCACCGUCGUCCGCCGAUCAGAGGCCGACCAGAUCAGGUGCACCAUGGCGAUUUUGGCGGCGAUAGCAACUGGGAUCUGGAGCAAGUGGUUCGAUACAUUUGUCGAUGGGAGGCUGCUAACAGUACAAACAGCCAAACACUGUUGAAUGUGAUUGUUCAAUAUCUGACGCGCCUCCAGUCGAACGGUACCUAUCAGCCACUAUUGUCAAAAUACAACCAGACAGUUGCUUAUGUUCAAAAUGCGACAAAUCAGGCACUAUUCCUGAGCAAUUGUACACAAUUCUUUCAAGGACUGAAAGGAGCAUUCACACAAGACAAACAAAGACAGGAACAAAUUGAACAGCUAGCUAGCAGUGUGAAACUGCAAGUGAUGCAACUAUUAAUUGACACAUUCAACGGCAUCAUUCAACCAUCACCAUCAUCGGUGACACCGACGAGUCCAGGGUCAUCACAAUUAAUGACAACAGCAGCCGUUGUAGGCUAG
Messenger RNA from Didymodactylos carnosus, 546 nucleotides. The record is from the annotation of a GenBank genome assembly. NCBI's taxonomy places the organism in Eukaryota, Metazoa, Rotifera, Eurotatoria, Philodinida, Philodinidae.